CCAUUUUCUCUAAAAAAAUUUCCCUCUUCUUUCUUAAAUUUUCUUUCAUUUCUCUCUUCACCACGAUUAUUUUCCUUUCCCUCUUCCAUUCCCCAUAAAAUUUCCAAAUACGAAUCUUAAAUGCAUGCCCUAGCUCCCACUGUUGCACAUUGGCGACUCUAGCUCCCUCCACCGCCGUAGCUUCCAUCAAUCCACGCUUCAGUUGUUCUCCGCUCCAACUUUCGUCCUUGCUCGCUCACGCCGUUUGUGGGCUUUCUUAGGGAGUUUUUCUUAGGAUAGCUUGCCACAGUUGCAGAUGGUGUCCCCUUGUUUGAGAUUUUUCUCAGAGUGAACAAAAUGGCGAAUAUAAACAGCAAGUACCUAUCUUAAAGCAUCUAAUAUUAUUUACUGCUUGAAUAAAAAUUUUCUUUGAUAAAGUUACUAACAUAUCAUGGUAGGCCAGCCGUAAGUGUUGUAGAAUUAGAAAGGGACUUAGAGUGUUGGUCCAAUGAUUUUGAGAUGAUCUCAGACCCUAGGAUUACUAGAGGCAAUGCCAACUUUUGAUUCAAUUAUAUUCGUCCUGAGUAGCAUUCCUAUUUACUUCUUGUCUUAUUGUAGAGUCCCGUCUUCAAUUGUCUUAUUUUCUUUAUGCAUUGUGCGAAAAGUUUUUACUUUCAAUUCUGCUGCUACUUUGCUAGGUGAUCUGUUACAGCCAAGAUGAUUCAACCACAUACAUUUAUCAACUUACAUAACCCAUAAAUUUUGGUUAUGAGUCCUCGUUUUUCAUAACAAACUAACUUAAUAAAGAGCUUGAUGCUGAGUAUUUCUUAAUUACAUCUUUUGUGGCUUGUUAAGGUUUGUGCGAUUUUGUGAGGUAUGUAUUGUAAGGAAUAAUAGAUUAUUGUUGGGCCAAGGGGUUUAGAUGUCUAAUGAGGAUGGUGUGGGUUGUUAGGUGCUACGUUUCUCUUUGGCCUUGUUAAAGUUUUCUGUAAUUAUCUAUGUGGCUAUUAACAUAUUGUAGAGAAUAUGGAAUCUAUGAUUGGAGAAGGAUUUUCCUUUACAACUGGAGUUGUACUUGCUUUAUGUGUUUCACUUUUUUCUAAACCUUAAAGGCACCAUUUUGUCGUACGCUUGACCAAUGCAAUUAAAUUUCUGUCUUACUUCUGAGAAUAUUAAAUGUACAUCCUCUGAUCAACCUCUAGUAUUCAAGGAAACAGAAGAAUUUGGUUAUGUGGCGCAUAUCAAGGUUAUGGUUUUCAUGUGGAUGGGUUAAAGGUAUCAACAAAUAACUUAUGCCAUUGUGCCAAUAAAGGAGGAAGUUGAACUUGUUGAGCUCGAAAACUGAGGGACUUGUAUUCUAUGCCACUUUAAAUGCCAUUGCAUAUUUCUACAUGAGUCGCUGGCACCACCACCACCAUCGUCCCUCGUGCCCAGCUCGUGCCCGCCACCACCGCCGUCACUCCUCACUUUCUUCAAACACUGAUGUUGCUUUGGGGUUUUUUGCUUUGGGGUUGUCGACGAAAAGAAUGAUUCUUGUUGCAGAUCCGUUUUCUAUGGCACCCCAAAAAGCACUUGAAAGUAUUGGAAAAACAUUGAGUGUACAGUAUGAGAGGCCCGUUAUAAAGUUCAGCUGGAUCCCACUGUGGAAGAGUGUUGAUCCACCUGAUGUAAUUAAGAUUUCACCUUGUGCCAGAAUGGAGUGCUGGAUAGAUCCGUUUUCUAUGGCACCCCAAAAAGCACUUGAAAGUAUUGGAAAAACAUUGAGUGUACAGUAUGAGAGGUGGCAACCCAGGGCCCGUUAUAAAGUUCAGCUGGAUCCCACUGUGGAAGAGGUAAAAAAGCUUUGUAGUACAUGUCGCAAGUAUGCAAAGACUGAACGGGUUCUCUUCCAUUAUAACGGACAUGGUGUUCCAAAGCCAACAGCUAGUGGUGAAAUUUGGCUUUUUAACAAGAGUUAUACCCAGUAUAUCCCCUUACCUAUUAGUGAUCUGGAUUCAUGGUUGAAGACACCUUCCAUUUACGUGUUCGACUGUUCUGCUGCUGGGAUGAUAGUCAAUGCCUUCACUGAGCUUCACGAUCCCUCUGGAUCAACGAGGGACUGCAUUUUGCUUGCAGCAUGUGAAUCACAUGAAACUCUUCCCCAAAGAGCUGAAUUUCCUGCAGAUGUUUUUACCUCUUGCCUUACAACACCAAUCAAGAUGGCCUUGAGAUGGUUAUUCGAGCUCGGUUGCUACAGUUCAGGAAGAGGAAUGUCAAGCCCUUGCUGCAUUUGGUGCCUGUUUCCAAUAUUAAUAAUUGUUUGAAGAAGCAUUUUCGAGACCUUUAAAAUGUCGUGAUCUUUGAAUUUAUAUAAUUCUGUUUGGUUGCAGUUAAUUUUACAAGCGUGUUUUCAUUGUUGGUGGAAUCAGACUUGAAUAAUAUGGGAUUUAUGUGCUUUAAGAUAUGAAUGGGAUUUAUUGUUGCUUUAAGAUA
Messenger RNA from Cucumis melo (muskmelon), 2451 nucleotides. RefSeq names its product regulatory-associated protein of TOR 1-like. The record is from RefSeq and is a predicted model, not a curated record. The transcript is spliced from 14 exons. Gene Ontology annotation, cellular component: cytoplasm; TORC1 complex. Gene Ontology annotation, molecular function: protein-macromolecule adaptor activity. Lineage: Eukaryota; Viridiplantae; Streptophyta; Magnoliopsida; Cucurbitales; Cucurbitaceae. Gene Ontology annotation, biological process: positive regulation of protein serine/threonine kinase activity; regulation of autophagy; cellular response to amino acid stimulus. The coding region runs from base 1371 to 2282 and encodes 303 amino acids.